Molecule: messenger RNA, 2181 nt
Organism: Trichobilharzia regenti
Lineage: Eukaryota; Metazoa; Platyhelminthes; Trematoda; Strigeidida; Schistosomatidae
Source: the annotation of a GenBank genome assembly
AAACCAAAUUAGCACUGUUCAAUUCACUUACGCUAAUAUUAACCAAACUAUAAGAACCCUCAAAAGUUCAAAAGGUUUCGGUACCGACGGUAUAUCAUCUUACUUCUAUAAAUAUGGUGGCCCUGACAUUCCUCUACUGCUGCUUAAAAUAUUCACAAUGUCCCUAGAAACCCAAACUUACCCUGACAUAUGGAAGACAACAUUCAUUAUGCCUAAACACAAAUCUGGCUCGAAAACUGAAGUCAGUAACUACCGGCCAAUCAAUAUCACACCUAUAGCAUCUAGAAUCAUGGAGAGACUAGUCAAAGAUAACCUAAUCAAACAUAUGCUUAGCUGCAAUAUUAUAAGUCCGAACCAACAUGGAUUCCUGAAAUCCAGAUCAUGUUUAACAUGUCACCUAGACUUCUUCAAUUUUGUAACCAGCAGUCGUGACAGACGGCAACUAGUACUUGUCAUCUACUUUGACAUUUCUAAGGCAUUUGACCGUGUUGACCAUUUACUGCUAACAAAUAAGCUGAACUCCUUAGGAAUACGUGACCCAUUAUUAGGAUGGCUUAAAUCAUUCCUUAACAAUAGGUCCCAAAUAGUUAAACUCGGGUCUGCAACCUCCAAACCUAGCCCUAUCACUUCUGGUGUAGUACAAGGUAGUGUCAUUGGACCCCUCCUAUUUACACUAUACAUCAAUGACAUAUGCGCUUGCUUCACGCACGGGAAACCAUUCAUCUUUGCAGAUGACCUAAAAGUAGCUUAUACAUUCCAAAGUGAUGACUUAGGGAACUUCGAGAAUGUAGUGCAGAAGGAAUUAGAUAAAAUGACUGCUUGGUCGUCCCUAUGGAAUCUCCAAUUCAAUCUGAAAAAAUGUGGCUGGAUCUGCUUCGGUGCACCCUCAAUUGACCUGAAAUUAACGCUCCAAUCUGCUAACCUAACCAGACUCCGAAGUGUCGUUGACCUAGGCCUGAGGUACUCUAGUGACUUGACAUUCUCUGAGCAAGUAGCAUCACAGACUAGAAAAUCGAGGAUGCUCUUAGGAUGCAUACUCAGGAACUUUCACGACAAUGAAGCCAAGCUAAUUCUGUACAAAACAUGUGUCAGACCACUACUAGAAUACUGUCCAUUUAUUAUAAGCAGCACUCGCACACGUGACAAGCUAAGGAUGGAAAGUAUCCAACGAUAUUUUACCUCAAAACUACUUGGCUAUGAUUGUAAGAAAGACUACAUCUCACGGUGCAUGAUCCUAAAACUUGACCCACUUUGGACAAGGCGACUUAUUAUAAACCUAAUAUUCUUCUUUAAGGUCCUUCACAAAAUAUCAUUCUCAGGUAACAGGGACAUACAAUUCGCACAGGAAGGUUCUUACGAUCUGCGUAACCAAACUUCCACAGUGACAACUCAUUCUUUUAAGUCAACACUCCGUGAAAACUUCUUCACAGUCAUGUAUUCUAAAAUAUGGAAUAGCCUACCCCUAGAUGUCAGAACUUGCUCUUCGGUUACAAGCUUCAAACGCUCUCUGCAUAGACUGUUUCACUCUACUGAUUAUAUCAAUAAACUAUUUACUCCUAAAACGAAUCAACUACUAAUCUACUACAGCACCUAAAAGACGCACUUCAACACCCUUAACAAUCUAAAAACCAUAAAUAAACUAGCAGCAUGGAUGCAUAAAGACUUAGUACGGAACAUACAGGAAUAGUUUACCCCUAGAAAUAGGACGUGUCACUUUAUUGUAACCUUCAAACGCUUGCUAUAUAAACUGUUUUAUCCCAAAGUCUAUCCCUACCAGAACUCAUUACUUACUUCUAAAACGCAUCAGUCAUUAGAACACUAAAACGCUCAGACUCAUUAAUACACAUCAUGACACUAAAUAAACUCUAAGACUUCGCAUAAAUACGUAAAAAGAACUAUAACUAAAAAUAAUUUCUUAAUAAUUUAUUAUACAAUUGACAUAAACAAUAUAUAUAUAUACAUUAAUGUCCUUUUAAUGUUCACAUACUUUCUCUUUUUGGUACUCUGAUACUCCUAUUCAUCUUCUGGUCGAGGUCGAACAACCCUGCAUCUAAACUGAAAUGAGGAUUAAUUCCAAACCAUCUACCUCAUAACCACCCAAAUUCCAUGAACGAUCCAAUUCUACCAUUUGAAGACGCUGGCGAACAUGCUGUAAAUGAGUAUUCAUGAUCUGAAAUGAAG